AUGUCUGACAAGACCGCCACAGCACCGAGCAGCGAUAGCCCUCCUAUUUCCAAGAAUCCAGGAGACCCUUCGCAACCUGUCGAGACUUCGCCCAAGGCCACUUCGCAGGAUGACGACACACCAGACGAGCCCGAGGUGGUCAGAUUCUCACCAGAAGAGGAAAAGGAACUCCUCACCGAGUCCCAGUCCCACAAGAGCGAGGCCAACGUCCUGUUCAACGCAGGCUCAUACACGCAGGCCCUGGCCAGGUACUCGGACGCAACGUCUGUCUGCCCCAACUACCUCGACUUCGAAGUCGCCGUGCUGCAGUCCAACAUCUCGGCCUGCCACCUGAAGCUGGAAGAGUGGAAAGACGCCAUCGGCUCGGCGACCAAGGCCCUGGAGAAGCUGGACAAGGUUGACCACCAGCUGGCCGAGGAGGAGGAGGAGGAGGAGGAGGAGGUGGAAGAGGAAAUCGUGUCGUCCGGUGCUGCCAACUCGGCACCUGCGCGGGCCAGAGGUGAGGAAGAAGAUGAUGAUCCGGCGACCGUCUCCCGCCUCAAGCGCAGGGAAGACUCGAGGCGCAUCCGCUACAAGGCCCUGAUGCGCCGUGCUCGAGCUCGCAGCGAGGCGGGCGGGUGGUCGAACCUGGCCGGCGCGGAGGAGGACUACAAGCUGCUCUCAAAAAUGGACAAUGUCACGGCCGGUGACAGGAAGAUUGUUGCUGCACAGCUGCGGUCCCUGCCGCCGCGGGUCAAGGCGGCGCAGCAGCAGGAGACGGCUGAGAUGUGGGGGAAACUCAAGGAGCUGGGCAACGGCAUCCUGAAGCCCUUUGGACUGAGUACGGAUAACUUCAAGAUGGAACAGGACCCCAAAACGGGCGGGUACAGCAUGAACUUCAAGCAAGGUUAA
This is a messenger RNA of Cryphonectria parasitica EP155, 891 nucleotides long. RefSeq lists its product as uncharacterized. Gene Ontology annotation, molecular function: protein binding. Bases 1 to 891 code for a protein of 296 amino acids. The transcript is spliced from 3 exons. NCBI's taxonomy places the organism in Eukaryota, Fungi, Ascomycota, Sordariomycetes, Diaporthales, Cryphonectriaceae. The record is from RefSeq and is a predicted model, not a curated record.